Molecule: messenger RNA, 3471 nt
Organism: Antechinus flavipes (yellow-footed antechinus)
Lineage: Eukaryota; Metazoa; Chordata; Mammalia; Dasyuromorphia; Dasyuridae
Product: relaxin-3 receptor 1-like
Exons: 1
Coding region: 777-2204 (475 amino acids)
Biological process (GO): immune response; G protein-coupled receptor signaling pathway
Cellular component (GO): membrane
Molecular function (GO): G protein-coupled receptor activity
Source: RefSeq, a predicted model, not a curated record
UAUAACUCCCUUUUAUCCCCCAAUUUACCCGCAAGUACUUUGGGUGUGGAAGCUUCUGAUUCAGAACCUCGGAAAGCUCCCCCUCCUGGGCUCAUGGUGAGUGCGCAUGCUCUUCUGAGCCUGUAGCUGAGGCUGCAGUGGGUGCAAAUAUAACUCCGGAGAGAGCUGCUUACAACUUACUGGCAAUUAAGUACAGUAGGGCGAGAGAGUGAUUGAGAGAAGUGAUCUUUCCGCGCCGAAUUCUCUUCUUUGGAGAACAAUCCACGGGAAAACUUGGGCGAGUAGAGAAAUAAGCAAGAAAAAGGUUGUAUGAGGUCUUUGUUUUAUGUUUUAUUUUGUUUUGUCUUGAGAGUAAACAAACUGGAAAUUACAAGAGCACGCGAGCGGCAAUCUGAAAUCUCUUAACCCUUUCGCGACAGCUGAUCUUCGAAUGGGAAGGGAAGAGGACAGAUGGACAUCUCAGUUUGAAAGUUCCUCGCCAAGCAGCCAUCCAGACCCACACCUCUCCGCAGCUAUCUCCCAGCUCCAGCGUCAGAGUUCUUUAUUUUUUCCGCUCCUUGACUCAGGGCUCAGCAGUUGCGGGCAAGUCUAUAUUGAGAAGCCCUCAGGGACCAGUCUUGUCGCUUGACCAAUCACUUUGUGAUACUUAGUGGCUGCUGCUCUGAGAAAGUUCCGGUUGGGAGGGUAGCCCCGAAGACAGCUCAAGGAUUACUUAGGACUUGCUCCAGUCCUGGUCUUUAGGUCAUGGCCCGAACUGGAUAGACACCACUGUCAACAUGAAGGAGGCUGUCUCUUGGGGAUCUGCUCUUCUGGGUCUGUUCCCGGACCUGCUGGAACUGGGAAACGCAAGUGGCAACGCUACGCUAAUGAUGAGGGACCAGCUUCAGGGCCUGGAGUUGGAGAGACCAGACGGCAUGAUAGGGCAGUUCCCGAGCUCGGGCAUCCGUGGGAAUACUGGCACUGACGGGACAGCUGGAGCGGUCGUGCGGAUCCUCCUCAGUGUGAUAUAUUCAGUGGUGUGUGCCUUGGGGCUCGUGGGCAACCUACUGGUCUUGUACCUGAUGAAAAGCAAGCAGGGCUGGCGUAAGUCCUCCAUAAACCUCUUUGUCACCAGCUUGGCCUUGACCGAUUUACAAUUCGUGCUCACCCUGCCCUUCUGGGCAGUGGAGAACGCACUGGACUUCACCUGGCCCUUCGGCAAGGCCAUGUGCAAGAUCAUCUCCACGGUGACAGCCAUGAAUAUGUAUGCUAGUGUCUUCUUCCUCACGGCCAUGAGCGUGGCUCGCUACCACUCGGUGGCCUCUGCUCUCAAAAACUACCGGCCCCGAGGACGGGGUCGGGGCGGUGGCUGGAGAAGAAUCCUCCUAUUGGGCAGCGACGGUGACUGUUGCUUUUCAGCCAAGGGGCUUUGCGUAUUGAUCUGGGUCUUAGCAGUACUGGCCUCUUUGCCCCAUGCCAUUUUCUCCACCACUGGCACGGUGAUGGAUGAGGAACUCUGCUUAGUACGCUUCCCGGACAAGCCGCGGGUCGGGGAUUCUCAGUUCUGGCUGGGUUUGUACCACACACAGAAGGUGCUGCUGGGCUUCGUGCUGCCGCUGGGAGUAAUCAGCCUCUGCUACCUGCUGCUGGUGCGCUACAUCUCCGAACGUCCCGUCGCGGGAGGUGGAGGCGCGGGCGUUGCACCUGGCAUGGCUAGUACUUCUGGAAAAGGAUCCAGCAGCGCGGCUGGAGCCAGCGCCAGAAGGCGUUCUAAGGUCACCAAGUCUGUAACUAUAGUCGUCCUGUCGUUCUUCUUGUGUUGGCUGCCCAACCAGGCUCUGACUACUUGGGGUAUCCUAAUCAAGUUGAAUGUCUUGCAUUUUAGUCACGAGUACUUCCUAAGCCAGGUGUAUGUGUUCCCAGUGAGCGUGUGCCUGGCCCAUUCUAACAGUUGCCUCAACCCUAUCCUCUACUGUCUCAUGCGCCGGGAGUUUCGCAAGGCUCUUAAAAACUUGCUCUGGCGCAUCGCCUCGCCUUCCCUCACUAGCAUGCGCCCCUUCACCGCCACUACUAAACCUGAGCCAGAGGAGCAGGCCCUGCAGACCUUGGCCCCGCUGCCUGCUUCAGUAGAGCCUGAUAUCCUCUACUGCCCACCCGGAGUCGUCGUCUACAGCGGAGGUCGCUAUGACCUACUACCUACUAGCUCAGGGGAGCAACGCUACUGAAGGAGAAGGGAGGGGGGAGGGUCCGUUGUGUAAAUAAGAGUAGAUGAUUUCCUCUGAGGAGGGAGGGAGGUUGAAAGAGACAAAAACAGAACCCUAAAGAUAGAGACACAGAGAAAGAACGGGUGUAGAACAAAUUGGAGAGUACCAGUAAAAGUAGGCUUUGGGUGUAGGCUGCCAAGUGAACCAAACUGGUAAAGUGGCUCUGAGGAGCCCGCAGGGGAUAACGAGAGAGAUACUGAGGAGUUAGGCUUGCACCAAGGUAAAGCAACAGCAGCAGCAGCAGCAGCAGUAACAACCGCUGAAAGAGACCUAAAGUUAAACUAAGCGGUAAACCGUGGUGCUCUAUGCCUUCUUGCUCACUUUGUUUGAGACAGGAUCAUUUCAGACCUUAGACAAGUCCAUUCUUAUUGAGAUUAGAUUGUGAGCAGAGGGGAUAAGAAUCUAGUCUCUAGAGAAGAAAACAAAAACUUUCCGGAGAACGGGAAUUGGCCAGAGUGGGGAUGAAGAGGUGAAAUCUAUAGACCCAUGUAAGCCUUAAGGCUUUCACUUUUGCUUCUUGGUUCCAAGGCUACCCCUGCUCCCGGAAGGAACUACAUAAAGGGCUGCCCUGCUGAGCUGGGGGCUGCAGUCUAUUGUCCUUUCUUCCCAGAAAGAGCAGGCACCCUGAGAGGAGAGUAAGAACUCAAUGAUUUCUCCUGUAGUAGAGGAACAUCGCUUUCAGACUGACCGGAAAAAUUUCACUGUCUCUUUUUGUAAAACUGGGAAUUCACGACGAUAAAGAGCUAACCUGGAUUAUUCAGGUCCUUAAAAGGUCUAGCCCGGGUUGAGACAUCUCCAGAAAUUCCUCUCACCGUCUUCUUGUUGGAUAGACACUCCUUCUGAUAGAUUCUGAAGACCCAGACUUCUGUAAUCUGAGAAGUAAGACCGGCUCCUAUUAUAAAGCUUGUGGGAAUUGGGAGAGUAUCGAGGGGCCAGAACCUCCAUUCUGCUUUAGGAUCCAAUAGGGAGCCCCAAUCUGAUUCUUACUAAGAUCUCCAGAGACACCUGCUUCUCAGCCGUGAAGGCCCUCUUUAAAGACAAAAAAAUAUAUAGUAAAUGACAUCAGUUUUGUUGUUUGGUGGAAGAGGUGGUUUGUAUGUGUUUCUAAAUAAAGAGGUAGCUAAAUUAUUUCCUGGCGGGGCAGCAACAUCUCUUAGCGAAAUUGGACCUGAAGAGGAAAGGCAAAUGUGCUUUUAUUUUAUGAAAAUAAAAAAAAAGCGAAAAGUUC